UUCGAUGCUCAGGGUGGCCGUGUUCCCGGAGAGCUGCGUGCGCGGCGCCGGCCUCAACGCGCUGCACGCGUGCCUGCUGGCGCUGGCGCCGCGCCGCGACCUGCAGCGCCCCGAGGACGGGACUCGACGGGGCCCGUCGUGGGGGGACUGCUCGCGCGAGGGCGACUCUACGAGGGCGACGAACUUAUCAUAGCGUGCGCGCGGGACAGUCGGCGUCGCUGGGCCUGGGUCGCUUCCCGCCGGGACUGCGGCAGGCCAUGGUGCUGCUAGCGCGGCCGGGAGGCUACGCCGCGGGACACGAGCGGCCCACCUUCGGAGGCUGUCCGCCCGGGACUUGCAGAGGACGACAGGCAUCCGUGCAUGUCCUGAGACACUCCACGGCCAUCUACCCAGGGUUCCAGUGCUCUGUGCAUGUCGGGAACGUGCGUCAGAUGGCCAUUAUCGAGGGUAUAAUGUCUCCGAACAACGUGCUGAGGGCGGACGAGGGGGCCUCCGUGCUGUUCAGGUUCGCCCGCUGUCCGGAGUACCUCGUGCGGGGCCGCCGGCUGCUGUUCACGGCGGGGCUGGGGACCAGAGCCAUCGGCCGGGUCACGCAAACCUUCCCAACAUCCGACGCCGACGAUUCCGGCGACGAGUGCUACGGGAGUCUACCCCCCGAAACCUCGUUUCGGGAACGUCGAGUACAAACUGCAGCUGGUCUCGCCGUGCGAGCGACGCUUCCAGCACCUGGUGACGCAACUGAAGUGGUGGCUGCGCUCGGGCGGCGGCGCGGCGGUGUACGUGGUGGGCGUGCGCGACUGCGGCGCGCUGCGCGGGCUGCGGGCGGGCGCGCUGCGGGCGUCGCUGCGCGCGCUGCGGGACAUGGCGCGCGCGCUCGGCGCCGCCCUCGUGGGCGCGCGGGCCCGCCGCGUGGCGCCCGCGCGCGCCGUCGCCGAGGUGUACAUCCGCAAGCUGGCGGACACGCAGCAGAGCGUCGAGCUGCGGGUCGCGGUGAUGGGGGCGAACGAGGCGGGCAAGUCGACGCUCAUAGGCGUUCUCACUCAAGAUGGCGCUAGCGUUCCAGAGAUGAUACGAUUGCGACAAAUAUAUUCCGCAGCCGCUUGAGUCGACUUGUCAUACGAGUCAGCCAGCAGCGCAGCACGUAACGACCAUCGGG
Nymphalis io (European peacock) is the source of this 1156-nucleotide messenger RNA. Its product is annotated as GTP-binding protein 1-like. Bases 258 to 1055 code for a protein of 265 amino acids. The transcript has 11 exons. The record is from RefSeq and is a predicted model, not a curated record. Lineage: Eukaryota; Metazoa; Arthropoda; Insecta; Lepidoptera; Nymphalidae.